Molecule: messenger RNA, 1284 nt
Organism: Amphiprion ocellaris (clown anemonefish)
Lineage: Eukaryota; Metazoa; Chordata; Actinopteri; Pomacentridae
Gene: prickle2b
Product: prickle homolog 2b
Exons: 6
Coding region: 637-1269 (210 amino acids)
Molecular function (GO): zinc ion binding
Source: RefSeq, a predicted model, not a curated record
UCAGUAGGUCGGUCAGCAGCAAGCGGAGCCACUCAGGCGCUCCGUGCCUUUACGCACCGAGAGUCCGCACGGAUCUUCACUCGCACUCAGUGUUUCACCACCGCAGGAGAUUCUCUGUUUCAUUCGUGUGGGAUUGAAAACAAUUUUGCUGGAAUCUGCGUUGUUUGGACCUGAGACUUACUGCAAAGCGGAAUCUGUUAUUUUUUUUCCUGCUUUUUACGCACUUUCAGUUGGAUCUCAGUCUGCGCUUUCUCCUCGCUUGCAGAACUCCUGAGCUAAUCGACGAAGAGCAGGGGGCUGACAAAAGGCUUUUAGACGGACGGAGGAUAGAUGUAGCAGAGGGGUGCGGGUCGCGCAGCGGGAGGGAGACUUGUGUGUUUUCGUGGCGAAGCUGUUGGAGUUGUGUGGCAAAUUCUGCAAUGAGGAACGCGUAUAUUAGAAGCUGCAACAUCACAGCCGACCGAGUCGUGGUUGUGACUUAGCUCCGCCGCAGUUUGUAAGAAGCGCAGUGGUCAGGCUUAUGUGUGCUGUGGACCGUGUGCGUCUGUGCCAUAUGGAUCGUCUACUCCAUGGUAACUAAAUAGGAAGAUCUGUGUGCACUGUAAGUGUCGCCGUGAGGAGCAUGCAGUAACAGCCAUGCCUGUAGAGAUGGAGAAGACGGUCACCAAGCUGAUGUACGACUUCCAGAGGAAUUCGACGUCCGAUGAUGACUCAGGGUGUGCCCUGGAGGAGUACGCCUGGGUACCACCAGGACUCAAACCUGAACAGGUUCAUCAGUACUACAGCUCUCUGCCCGAGGACAAGGUGCCCUAUGUGAACAGCCCAGGAGAGAAAUACCGCAUCAAACAGCUGCUCCAUCAGCUCCCGCCCCACGACAAUGAGGUGCGCUACUGUAACAGUCUGGACGAUGAAGAGAAGCGAGAACUGAAGCUCUUCAGCAACCAGCGGAAACGGGAAAAUCUGGGUCGCGGCAAUGUCCGUCCGUUCCCCGUGACGAUGACGGGAGCGAUCUGCGAACAGUGCGGAGGCCAGAUAAAUGGCGGUGAUAUCGCUGUGUUUGCCUCCCGGGCGGGCCACGGUGUGUGUUGGCACCCUGCAUGCUUUGUUUGCAGCAUGUGCAACGAGCUCCUGGUGGAUCUCAUCUACUUCUACCAGGAUGGAAAGAUCUACUGCGGCCGACACCACGCCGAGAGGCUGAAGCCGCGCUGCACCGCCUGCGAUGAGGUAGAUGCCUGUCACAUGAAGACACACAUGCCUGCACAUGGAUAAUCGUGUGGUAAUAGA